UCAGGUGACCAAUGAAUAUUCGAAAAAUUGAGGACAAAAACAAAUCGCACGGCGGUGGGUAAAUCCGCAACGACGACGACGACGACUACGACCUUGAGAUCGAGCCGUAUGUGCUUGAUCCCAAGACCGUGAAGCCAAAGUCGCGAAAGCUGCGCGACAUGUUGCGCCUCUAGAGCCGGUCGACUAGCGAUCGCGACACGAAUUUCGUUGUAACUGCUGCUGCUUUUUUCGCAAAAUCGUGAAAUCGUCGUCGAUAUUGGCCCGCGUGUUACACGCGCAGCCUGACAUGAGUCGAGGCUGCAGGAGUCGGUGGUGUUGUCUCCAGAAAAAUAACGCAACCAUCCAAGCGAUAUAACCGCAGAGGUAUUUCUAGGAUAUUAUGGCGGAGAAGCAGAGUUCGCCGAGCGAGGCGGGCAUCGACGAGAAGCAGGGCCACGAGGCCGUUGCUACCGAUGCCGGUGUCGAAUCCAAGGACGAUCAACCGAUUCCGCCCGUGGCUGCCACGGAAGCAGCCGAUGAUCCAUCCAGUGCAAUCGAGCAAAAGAAAUCGGACGACAAUGGCAACGACGACAAAGAAGACGACGAAGCAUUGGACGACGGACAACGAUCGGCGGAGGUCAACAGCAAGCCGACGAGUCCCGUCGAUACGAUCGACAAGAGUGCUGCACUCGAAGAUAAAUCCGAUCGCGUCGAUGGAAUUACCGAGUCCGAGGCGGCGUCGAGUCCCACAAAAAUUGCUCUCGAGUCCAAUGACUCGUCGUGCAAGAAUGUUUCUGCAGAUAAAAGUGAUAAGAUCGAGCCGGUCGCGGGAUCCGAUCGCGCGACGCCGACGCGAGACACGACGACCGACCAGAAGAACUCGCCGAGCGAACAAAUUACUGCUGCUGUCGAGCAGAAGCAGCAGCAGCAGCAGCCCGUCGUUGACAAGGUCAACAAAACAGGAGCUUGUGCUGCAUCGCCGCAGGAAGAGAAGAAGGAGCUUGCGCCGAGCGCGGAGAAAUCUACCUUGCCGACGGCGGCUGCCGAGACUCAGCCGCUCCUGCCCGAGCGAGUCGCGCGUUGGGUCGAAAAGGCUGCGACGAGCAAAGAAGCCGUCGUCCUCGGCGAGAACAAAGACGGCAGCGGCAUCGAGGACGAUAACAAGGCCAUUGCCCUCGAUCAUGACGACGAAUCCGAGGCUCGGCUUCAGAUCGACGAGAGAGACGAGGAUGAGCCUUGCGAAAUUACCAAGAGAAGGCACAGCAGUGGGACCAGUGCUUCUUCCGAUAGCCAGAAAUCGCAGAAAGCCGCCACACACAUUAUAAGAAGAAGCAUCAGAUGCCUGAACAAGAUGCACACGAUGGAAGGAGACGAGAAGAAAGCGCAAGACUCGCCGGUGGAUCUGAAGCAGUGCGCCGCGGACGCCGAGCAAGAGCUCAACAACAAAUCGCCAAAAAUGCCACAGAGCCAGCAGAACGGCGCCGCGCUGCCCGAAGAGGCUGCCAGCGCCGAGCGGCUCAUCGGCAACGUGACCCUUAAAAAGGAACCGCGCGACUCGUACGAUGCCGGCAAGCAGCAUUCUCAGUCGUUUCAAGCGAAAUCGCCAAAGAUGCACGCCGAUCAAUCGAAGCUCGGCCGAGCCGGUGCCGGACAGCAGCAGCGAGGCAUCUCCACAAAGUCUUCCCCCUUCGAUGACUAUCAUCAUCAACAACAGCAACAACAGCUGACGUCUCCCUAUCGGGAAACGAGAAAGCGACGCUCGUUGGAGUCGAGCUGCCACGCCGUGCUGUCGGCCAACGGCAGCCCAAGCCCCAAGAAAUUCUGCACCGAUCAGCGCGAGCAGUACAUCAACUCGCUCAUCGGCUCGGACAAAUUCAACGCCGAGCAAUUGGCCGCCAGGGCCGAUCAGCUUCGCGCCGAAGUGCAGGACUUGGACGAGCUCGCGCGUGCCAAAGAGAUGGAGUGGAACGAGAUUUUGAGCAUGCGCAAACUCAAAGAAGAGGCGUAUCUGCGAAUCGAGCGCCGUCGACAGAUCAUGGGCUUCAUGGAGAGCAACGGCACCGACGCUGCCCUGCCUCUGGCCAGUCUCUCGCUGGCUCUGCAUCAUCAACAACAACAACAACAGCAGCAACAUCAGCAGCAGCAGCAGCAGCAGCAAGAGAUGAAAAAAGAGGAUCGCCAUUCUCGAGCGAGCAGCAAAGCCACUGCCAAUUAUCAUCCUCCAAACAAACAGCAGCAUCAACAACAGCCAAAUCAGCAGUUGCUCGAGAACGGACCAAAACAGCAGCAGCUGCUGGACCUACAGAAUUCCGAGCACAAUCGGCAGAUCGGCGAAGGCAGACAAGGGGCCAUCGUCGACGUGCGCUCCAUCAUCGCCGAUUACAGACUGCGCCAUCCCGCCGAGACCGUGCCCAAACGGUCAGUAAGGAAUUACCGUGAUUCUUCAUCAUCAUGCAUGUCACAACAAUUUUCCAACCCGAGCCAGCCGAUGGUAACAACGGCGGCCGCGUCGCCGCGCGAUUAUUCUUACAGUCGGGGCAGGAGAAUGAGAAAUUCCGUCAACGUCGGGCUCGGCGCCGGCGGGGCGAUGGUCGAGACUCUCGGCGGCAUGGAUUCAAGGCCAUCCAGCACCGAUUCCUGCAAGAGUAACACCAACAACCUCGUCGAUCCCAAUACCACCAUGAGCUUCAAAGACGUGUUGGUUCAGUUCGCCAAGCUCAGCCAACAACAAGGGGAGCCUAUAAAAACACCUCAAAAUUAUCCGGACGUGACUCUUCAUCCGGUUGUUCCGACUCCGACAACGGCGGCGGUCACUUCGUCACAGAGCUCUAAUCCGCCUAGCUCGGGUUCGCUUUUGCACGGAAUCCUCACAAAAUCCCAGUCGCCCAGGCCUACGACGUUUUCGCCGACUCUCGCUCGACUUCUCACGGCUCCGGAAAGAGAGAGAAAUUCUUCGGCUAGCAUAACGAAUCUUCAGCCAAGCAACGCACAUCUUGCACAUGCCUACCAAGGUGCCAAUCCAGUAUCCAUAAGUAACUUUUUGUCUUCUUCGAAGGCUCGGACUGAAAUUACAAUAACGCCAGUGGUCAACAAUAUGUCGCAAUCUCAGGCCAAUAACUUGAUUCACGUCGAUGAUGGCGACGAUGAAGUAAUUGAAGAGAAAGAUAGUAGACUAUCCAUGGGAGCUCGUGAUAACAAAGAAGAUAGAGAGGUUCCUCCUCGAUGCCAAGGUUGUCAUGAACGAACUGCUCAAUUCGUAUGCGCAGGUUGCGGGAAUCAGUGGUACUGUAGCCGAGAAUGUCAGGUUGCAGCUUGGGACGAUCAUUCUGAAGUAUGUUCUGGGUAGAAUUGAAAAUGAAAGCCAAAAAAUGUUAAAUUAAUCUAGUCAUAAAAAGCAGCGAAAAAAUAUACCCACGCAUAUUUUAUUGAUAUUUAUUAUCAAUAUAAAAAUUGAAUACGAUCAGUGUGCGUUUUAUAUUUUUACGAAUCUAAUCGUGAGAUUAGAAAAUUUAAGUGAAUACUUAGUCUGAACCAUAUUCAAAUAUCGAGCUUGACUAGACUUAACACGAUUUUCUUGGAUAACAGAAAAUUAAAAGUAAUCAUUUACUUAAUGAAUAAGGUUUUCUUUGUUACCCUUGUACGCCAUUUCAUUUAAAUAUAACAUCUUGAUGGUUGUAAAAUAAAUUAUUAACGCCACGAGGUCUUGAACGCGAAAGCAAUUCAAGAAAUGGCUUCAGCGCAUGUUGUAAUAUUUGUAUCUUACAUUUUUAAUUCAUUGUAAAUACUUAUCUUCAUUUUUACGAAAACAUAGCAUGAAAAUUAGGGGCCAUGGGUGAAAACAAAAGCAUUAGAAAUUAAUGAAAAUUUAGUAAUAUUGUUUCAAGGUCAAAGUCUUACAAAUACUUAUAUGCGUUAAAGUUAACUCGAACAUUUGCCAUUUUGCAUUGCCAAUCAUUUAUUUUACAUUCAAUUUCAAAUAAAUGUGUUGCACUAAUGAAACAUUAUGUUAAUUUGAUCAUCUUCAGAUAGAUUAUUAUAUUCAGAUUAAUCAUUUCCAUUUGAAUUUUGGUUUAGACUAGUUCAGUAUAUUGUGUAAAUAUAUAAAUUUUCAAUACAUGCUAAUGUGUAUAUAAAUAUAACUCAAACCAAAUAAGCUGUUUUUACACUAUUCUUGUUACCAAUAUUGAAAAUAAGAUUUGUAAAACAUCAAUUUAAAAAGUAAUUAACAUAUUUUUCAACAUCAACAAAUCAAGGUUUGAUGACUACUUAGCGAUUUAUGUAUCAUAAGGGUUUUUUCAUGUAAUGUUGUCUCAGACACAAUCAGUAGUCUAAAGUUCCUAAUAGGGAACAUAAAUGUAUACGUUAUACAUAUGUAAUUUACACACAUCUAUUUUUUCCUUCAUGGAAGUAAACUGAAAUAAAAUUUUUAAUCACGAACAUGAA
Trichogramma pretiosum is the source of this 4422-nucleotide messenger RNA. RefSeq names its product putative mediator of RNA polymerase II transcription subunit 26. The transcript is spliced from 8 exons. The record is from RefSeq and is a predicted model, not a curated record. Gene Ontology annotation, molecular function: sequence-specific DNA binding. The coding region runs from base 380 to 3325 and encodes 981 amino acids. Lineage: Eukaryota; Metazoa; Arthropoda; Insecta; Hymenoptera; Trichogrammatidae.